AUGGCGAUGAAUUCAAUUAAGCUGCUUACGGGCAAUAGCCAUCCCCAGCUUGCGAAGCAGGUUGCCGAUAGGCUUGGUAUCGAGCUUGCGAAGACAAUGAGUCUGAAUUAUUCCAAUCAAGAGACCAGUGUUACAGUUGGAGAAAGUGUGCGGGAUGAAGAUGUAUUCAUCCUGCAAUCCACCGCUCCUGGCGACAUUAACGACGGCCUAAUGGAACUCCUUAUCAUGAUCAACGCCUGCAAAACCGCAUCAGCGCGCCGCAUCACCGCUGUCAUCCCCAACUUCCCCUACGCUCGACAAGACAAGAAGGACAAAUCCCGCGCCCCUAUUAGCGCGAAGCUCAUUGCGAACAUGCUGCAGACUGCAGGCUGUAACCACGUUAUUACAAUGGAUUUGCAUGCUAGUCAGAUCCAAGGGUUCUUCAAUGUGCCGGUCGAUAAUCUCUAUGCCGAGCCGAGUACGCUGAGGUGGAUUCGGGAGAACCUGAAUGUGAGCGAUUGUGUGGUUGUUAGUCCGGAUGCGGGCGGUGCUAAGAGAGCAACAUCCAUCGCUGACCGUCUCGAUCUUGGCUUUGCCCUUAUUCACAAAGAACGCGCCCGCCCUAACGAAGUCUCCCGCAUGGUACUAGUCGGUGACGUCGAGGGCAAGAUCGCCAUCCUAGUCGAUGACAUGGCUGAUACCUGUGGUACGCUUGUCAAGGCCGCCGAGACCGUGAUGGCUCAUAAAGCGCGCGAGGUGGUCGCUAUAGUCACACAUGGCAUCCUUAGCGGCAACGCGAUUGACAACUUGAACCGGAGUUGCCUAAGCAAAGUCGUCGUGACUAAUACAGUGCCUCUGGGGGAUAAGAUAGAGAGAUGUCCGAGGUUGAGGGUCAUGGAUAUCAGCCCGACACUUGCCGAGGCUAUUCGCAGGACUCACAAUGGCGAGAGUGUGAGCUUCCUGUUUACACACGCACCUACAGAUUAG
Molecule: messenger RNA, 966 nt
Organism: Venustampulla echinocandica
Lineage: Eukaryota; Fungi; Ascomycota; Leotiomycetes; Helotiales; Pleuroascaceae
Product: PRTase-like protein
Exons: 4
Coding region: 1-966 (321 amino acids)
Biological process (GO): 5-phosphoribose 1-diphosphate biosynthetic process; ribonucleoside monophosphate biosynthetic process; purine nucleotide biosynthetic process
Cellular component (GO): cytoplasm; ribose phosphate diphosphokinase complex
Molecular function (GO): magnesium ion binding; ribose phosphate diphosphokinase activity
Source: RefSeq, a predicted model, not a curated record